AUGCCGACAGACAGUGCUGCUGCGUCCUCGUCUUCGACCAUUAACCACCGCUGCACCAACACCAACGCCACCGCCACCACCUCCAACCUGCCUGUUCCCUGUCCUACAUCACCACAAAGCUCCUCUAGUCCUGCAUUGCCCAAAUCCUGCUCCACUUCAAAUCUCAAUGACUCGACGACGCCCAAAUCGUCAGUGCCCACGUACAACAGCAUUGGCAAUUUUGGCCUCAACAGCAAGUGCAACAAUGCCGCCAAUAACAACAAUAGCACCAACAACAACUUUGUCAGUCCAAAACCGAGGCCCAGCUCCGGUGAGACGGUCUUUGACCGAGACCGAGAAACAUGGGGCAAGAAGAUGGACUUUCUCCUCUCCGUCAUUGGCUUUGCAGUCGAUCUCUCCAAUGUGUGGCGGUUUCCAUAUCUAUGCUUUAAGAAUGGAGGAGGCGCAUUUCUCAUUCCAUACUUGAUCAUGUUUGCAAUUGGAGGAGUGCCCCUCUUCUUUAUGGAACUAGCCUUGGGACAGUACCAUCGAAAGGGCGCUAUCACAUGUUGGAGUCGAGUUGUGCCACUUUUUAAAGGCAUUGGCUACUCAGUAGUGCUGAUUGCCUUCUACGUUGACCUCUACUACAAUGUCAUCAUUGCCUGGGCGAUGCACUUCUUCAUAAAGUCCUUCACCGCUGAACUGCCAUGGACGACGUGCAACAACCCCUGGAACACGAAGCAGUGCUUUGAGAUCAGCAAUAGCUCAGCGGUCAGCUCGCCCACCAAUGCCAGCGAUCGAAUUCGCAACUCUGCUGCUCUCGAGUACUUCAAUCGAGGUUUCUUGCAGUACCACCACAGUUCAGGCAUUCACGAUCUCGGAUAUAUUCGCGCGGAAAUCGCCCUCAGUCUACUGCUAGUUUAUCUCAUUUGCUACUUUAGUUUAUGGAAAGGCAUAUCUACUUCAGGCAAGGUUGUCUGGUUUACCGCUCUAUUUCCCUAUGUUGUUCUCUUCAUUCUCCUCAUUCGGGGGCUGAUGCUGCCGGGCGCCAUCAACGGUAUUCGCUACUACCUGACGCCGGACUUCAACGCACUGUACAAGGCGACGGUGUGGGUGGACGCCGCCACGCAGGUCUUCUUCUCGCUGGGCCCCGGCUUUGGUGUGCUGUUGGCCUUUGCCAGCUACAACAAGUUCUACAACAAUGUCCACCGAGACGCCCUGGUCACCAGCAUCAUCAACAGUGCCACCAGCUUUCUCGCCGGUUUCGUCAUCUUCGCCGUUCUCGGCUACAUGGCCCACAGACUCAACGUGGAGGUGGGCGACAUCGCAGCAGAAGGCCCCGGUCUAGUGUUUAUCGUCUACCCGGAGGCCAUUUCGGCCAUGCCCGCCGGUCCACUCUGGUCGGUCAUCUUCUUCCUGAUGCUGCUCACUAUUGGACUGGACAGCUCGUUUGGCGGCAGUGAAGCCAUCAUCACUGCCAUCAGCGACGAGUACCCGCUGGUGAAGCGCAACCGAGAGACUUUUGUGGCGUUACUGUUCUCCUUCUAUUUCAUCGUCGGCCUGGCCAGCUGUACCCAGGGCGGCGUGUACAUUGUCCAGUUUAUGGACCGCUUUGCCGCCGGCUACUCCAUUCUAUUUGCGGUUCUCUUUGAGUCUAUUGCCGUUUCCUGGAUCUACGGUGUUCGGAGAUUCUCACAGGAUAUCAAGCUGAUGGUCGGCUUUGAGGUGAACCAGUGGUGGAAAUUUUGCUGGACCUUUAUGGCACCUUUCUUCAUUAUGUUUAUCAUUGUGUUUGGACUGGUCAACUACGAGCCACUGGAGUACAACAACUACAAGUACCCGAUGUGGGUGAACAUUAUGGGCAUGCUGGUGGCCGCCUCCUCGGUGCUCUGCAUUCCAAUCACCGCACUCUGGCUCAUUGCACGAACACCAGGAACACUGAAAGAGCGCAUUCGCAUCCUGAUCAAACCCUACGAAGAAGAGCGCCGAGAAUUGCUCAUGUUGCGCAUUGCCAACGUCUCCAAAAGCAUGGACUCAUUUACGCCUUUCUCCUCGACCGCCACCAAAGUCUGA
This is a messenger RNA of Rhagoletis zephyria (snowberry fruit fly), 2052 nucleotides long. NCBI's taxonomy places the organism in Eukaryota, Metazoa, Arthropoda, Insecta, Diptera, Tephritidae. The record is from RefSeq and is a predicted model, not a curated record.